AUGGUUGAGGGCCCAGGCUGUAAACUUAAAGGAGAGAAAAUAAAAUCCAAACUAAUGAACCAGGCAGUAAAAUCGGUGUCUGGAAAUGCUGUGGACAGGGAGAAAAAGCCAAAGAAAGGCAUCACAGUCUCACAGUUUGAUGUGCUCAUAGGAAAAACACUGACUAAAGUUCAGACACUUGGGAAGGAGCUAUUUAUGUACUUCGGAGAUAUAUGUUUAAGGGUUCAUUUUCUGAUGGCAGGGUCAUUCCGAGUAAAUGGACAGGCCCUGGACAAAGACUAUGGGAAAUUGACAGAGACGCCUUCCUUACAGGUGGACUUUUCCACAGACGUACUGACUUUUUACAAGUCUGCAGUACAAAUUAGAGAGUCAGAGUCCUGUAGCACCAGGUAUGAUGAUCUUCAUGACCUUGACAUUUGCUCUCCAGUGUUUAACCACCAGAGGGCCGUUACCUUGGUGAUGGAGCAAUGUGAUCGUCAGGUGUGUGAUGUACUGCUGGAUCAGACGAUUCUCCCAGGGGUCGGAAAUAUCAUUAAAAAUGAGGCUUUAUUUGACAGUGGCAUCAAACCAAGUUCAAAGGUCCAGGAACUUUCAAAAGAGCUUAUUUCACAUCUUGUAAAAAUGACAAGAGAUUUUUCACUCAUUUUUUACAAGUGUAGAAAAACAGGAACCAAUUUGAACCAAUAUAUGAAGAUAUACAACAAACGAAAGUGUUGCCAGUGUGAGGGGAAAGUAACAAUAACUCGUACCGGAGAAGACAGUGAAAGAAUGACCCACUAUUGUCCAAACUGUCAGACAAACACAUUGAAGUCAACUGUCAAGAUUCAUCCAUGUAAAAAUAGUCUGCUGGGAUGGGUUCAGGCAGCCAAUCAGAAAGCAGAAGAAGGAAAAUCAGCCAAUCAGAAACCAGAGGAGGAGUGGACCUGCCAGGUUUGCACACUGAUAAACAAAGGGACUCUUCUCAGCUGUGAGGUUUGUCAAGCAGAAAGGAGGUCUAAUAUUUCUGAUACUGUAGUGACAGAUUUAAAAAGGAAAUUAUCAACAGAUUCUGAUGAACAGAGCAAGAAAAGAAUAAAAAGAAGGGAGGAAACAUGUAGAACAAUGACUCUGACCAACAAUAAAGUGUGGAAUCCUAAGCAACAUCAAGAGAGCAAGCACUCUCAAGCACAAAGAAAAGACUCGAACUCCUUUUCCCAUCUUGAUCCUGUAGCCUCAGAAAAAUUAAAAGCAAUAAAUGGAAGUAAAUUGGAGCAUUUGCAAACUGUGAAAAAUUCUGUAUCUGGUAACAAACUUUUUAAUGUAAAUAGUAAUGCAACAGACAUUAAAGUUUCAGUUCAACAGAGACCAUCAUCACAGGCACUGGGAUCGGUAACCAGUAAAAUCCCAGCAGGUCAGAACACCAGUAAAAUCCCUCUUUGUCUAGGUCACAAUAAACCAUGCUCCAUGACACAAACUAGGAAGAAGGGGGAUAACUUCCUUCGAUGGUUCUUUACAUGUGGAGUUUAUCCAAGGUCGAAACAGUGCAAGUUCUUUAAGUGGGCUGAUGAGAGCUUUCCAAUCUGUCCUACCCAUGGUAAACCAGCCGCAUUCAGAACUGUGUUGAAAGAGGGACCGAACAAUGGGAAAAAAUUCUUUGCUUGUCCACUUCCGAAACAGAAGCAGUGCGGAUUCUUUGAGUGGGCAGAAGGUUUCUAAUAACAGAAUACUUUGUGUGAUAAUUGUGACAGCAUAAGUAUAUCGCUUGCCACUUGGUGUA
This is a messenger RNA of Saccostrea echinata, 1756 nucleotides long. Its product is annotated as endonuclease 8-like 3. NCBI's taxonomy places the organism in Eukaryota, Metazoa, Mollusca, Bivalvia, Ostreida, Ostreidae. Gene Ontology annotation, biological process: base-excision repair. Gene Ontology annotation, molecular function: zinc ion binding; DNA N-glycosylase activity; damaged DNA binding. The transcript is spliced from 10 exons. The coding region runs from base 1 to 1695 and encodes 564 amino acids. Gene Ontology annotation, cellular component: nucleus. The record is from RefSeq and is a predicted model, not a curated record.